Molecule: messenger RNA, 1155 nt
Organism: Lathyrus oleraceus (garden pea)
Lineage: Eukaryota; Viridiplantae; Streptophyta; Magnoliopsida; Fabales; Fabaceae
Exons: 2
Coding region: 99-752 (217 amino acids)
Source: RefSeq, a predicted model, not a curated record
AUGCCGUGCUUGGAGUUUGUUAGUUUAGGAGGGAAACCUAUUACAUUAUAAAUUGAUUGAAAUGGAUUGAAAAUUUGUUUUCAACCCAUUGAGUGAAAAUGACGGUUAGAAAGAUUUCAAAAUUGUUCUUCAUGAGUUCUACGCUUUUGAUUUGGAAUGGCAUUAUCGUGACCCUACUUUUAGGGGAAUCGUCAUUUCCACACCCUCUGGUUUUAAUUUUGAAAGCUCUUAUCCCUAUAGGUCACGCAUUUAUACUCGUUUCGACUUUGUGUUUGAUAUGUGCAUCGUCAAAUGCUGGAGUGAUGAUACAGAUCGCAUUUUCAAUGGCUUUCAAUGGUGUAUCCUCCUUCUUUUUGACAAGACGUGCAGGUAGAAACCUUGGUUUGACCACUAUUCUGAUAUGGCUACUCCCUAUACCUUUUGUGUUGUUUUUCAAUAUGCAGCAUACCUGGAUGCAACUCAGAAGUUUUGGUCUACGGUUACAUCGAAGAAUUAGAUUUGUGUUUUGCUUUGAAUGGGAAGAUGAAGAUGUUCCUGCUGCUGGUGGUGCACCUCCUCCUCCAGUUUCAGCGGCGGAUUCUGCGGUGGCUGGUGGUGCACCUCCUCCUCCAGUUUCAGCGGCGGAUUCUACGGUGGCUGGUGGUGCACCUCCUCCUCCAGUUUCAGCGGCGGAUUCUGCGGUGGCUGGUGGUGCACCUCCUCCUCCAGUUUCAGCGGCGGAUUCUGCAGUGGCUGCCACCACCUCCGCUUAAGAAGCUAAUAAUUAUGUACAACAGGCCAAUACAGCAAGAAUAGAAGCUCAGACACAUGCAAAGCAGCUCGUGCAACAGAUGCCAAAGAGAGAGCAAAUGUUGAAUGUGCAGCGGCCGCUGAUUCUGCUGCUAGGGCUGUGGUCGACAGAGGUUUUAUUUACGUUUAGUCCAGAUGAUAUUAGUACAUGUUGCUUGCUUUCUAUAGAAUGGUUUCUUCUUUCUUGCCAUUUCUAUAGGAUUAAAUCUGAUCUUUUGUUUGUAUUUCUCCAAAUAAAUUGGUACUUCUUUCUUACCAUUUCUUUUGGAUUAAAUGUGAUUGUGUGUAUUUCUGCAUUUGUUCUGCACAAUAAACCUUAUUACAGAUCUAGUGAGAAAUAAAGCUCAUUCGUGAUGGUUCACAUUA